CGUCUUGAACGCAGCAGUACUUGGGCUGGCGAUGACUGAUGACGUUUCACAAGAACACAAGUACAGAGAGCACCACGGAUUGUAGGCAAACGUCUCCUGGAUGAAAAUGUCCUAUGUGAAAGUGGUGUCGCUGUGCGCCGUAGCUCCGGGGCUGGCCGGCCUGCUGAGCGGCUCCGUGCUGGCUGCGGCCGCGGAGGGGAAGAAGAGGAGCGCACAGCCCGUCCUGAGCAUCGAUGAGCUGCCGUCUUUAUACACGAGACCUGAAGCAGAGCCUCGGUGUGUGGAGCCGGAGCCGGAGGCCGGAGCGCUGGAGCAGAGCGUCGCAUCUCUGAGGAAAUGGGCCGAGCCGUACACCACCCAGUGUCAGCAAACGGGUCGGGCUGCGCUGGAGAAAGCUGAGCAAGUGUACAAGACCGUGGAGCCCACCAUCAACACGUCGGUCACCGCCGUCACAGACGUGUACCAGUUCCUCAGCGACCCUCCCCCUGACCUCUACGCCAGUGUGGCCGUGGUGGGUUUCUCCGGCUUCCUGGGACUUUUCUUGGCCAAAGGCUCCAGGCUGAAGCGACUGGUGUUUCCACUGGGACUCAUGGCUCUGAGUGCCUCCAUGUUUUACCCUCAGCAGGCUGCGUCCGUCCUGAAGGUGAGUCGCGACUCGGCGUACACCUGGGCUCAGCAGGGCCGUGUAACCGUGGAGACUCUAUGGAAGGAUCCGCCCUUUGGCAAAAAGCAGUCUGAGAAGAAAGAGCAAACACAGAGCAACGACUCGAGCAGCUGAGACGCCAACAAGGACGCUCACCUCUCCAUCCUGAGAGACCGCCACCUUCCAGUAACACACACUCACACCUGUACGACUCCUUCCUCACAACCCGACUCCCACGGCUUCACACCAGCUUAUUCAGACCUACAGCAGAGGUUUGGGAGAGAGAGUUCAACGUUUCCAGGAAGCAGGUUUACUCAUUUCUCUGGACAUCUCUUGACCCUGCUUCUUGGAACAGCUGCUCCUCCUCCUCCUCUUCCUCCUCCUCCUCCUCCUCCUCCUCCUCCUCUUCCUCCUCUUCUGUAACCAUUCCGUAGUUUGUCCUUCGGUGACCCUCAGCUCUUCCAGUUUGUUGAGUUCACAGUGUCAGGUUUUGUGAGUGAAGCACUUCCUUGUUCUAUUAUGUGUUAAAACAUAAACUUCACAGAAAAAUGUGAAACUUUUAAAGAUCAGAAAAAGUGGAUGAAUUCAUUAGUUUCAUUAUUUAUUUUUUACAGACCAAACAAUUGGCAGAUUAAUCCACGAUGAAAACAAUUAUUAGUUGGAGCCAUAAAGUGAUUUAACAAAAUAUAAAUAUAAUUUAUUUUUCCAGUUUCUGACUCUGAUACUGAGGCUGUUUAUGUUCAAUCUGUUUUAUUGUCUCAGAAAUUCAGAGAAACUAAGAGGAAAGUUUUUUUGUUCUGUUGCAUCUGGUACUAAACUAACCACUUUAGAGGGUUGUGAAGCUUUUACAGAGGUGUACGCCCUCACUAAUAUUCCCCACAUUAUGUAACACACAGAUAAAUGUGAUAAGCUGGGAUUGAUCUUCCGGUGUCUUGGUGAGGAUCUAGUUAUUACGUGCGUGCUCGAAAUAUCAGCUGAGAUAAACAGGUGAAUUAUUUAUUAGCUUUUAGGAAAAGAAGAAUUUUAUCUGACGAAUUCAGAAUCACAAAUCACAGCGGUGUAAAGAUUGUAAGUGGAGCUUUCUGUGGACAGAUGACCCACUCUGUCCUGAAAGAGUGUGUGCUCUGUAGUUUGAGCUGCGUGGAGGUGGAGGAGUGUUUAAUUUAAAGUGUUGCUGGUGGAGCGUCACUGUCUUCAGGUCUCAUGUAGGUUUCCACAGUGUAAUAUCUCCAGGACGAUCGCUCGGUGUCAGUGACGCGUUCACACACUCAUUGUUUACUAUUUAUUUCCCCUGAUGUUGUUCUAUGUGCGACAGCAAAGGGCCAAAUAACAAACAAUUUCCUUCUUGAUUUUAAUUAUGAAUGAACUGGAUGAUGCUGUGUUUAUGGUCCAUGUUUGAUAAUGCUCUGUAUAUAUAUACCUGCUGAUGUUUUACCUGAGUGACAUCUAAUUAAACACGGUAUCUAUCGGAGGGGA
Messenger RNA from Seriola aureovittata, 2119 nucleotides. RefSeq names its product apolipoprotein O, b (gene apoob). The transcript has 9 exons. The record is from RefSeq and is a predicted model, not a curated record. Gene Ontology annotation, biological process: cristae formation. NCBI's taxonomy places the organism in Eukaryota, Metazoa, Chordata, Actinopteri, Carangiformes, Carangidae. Gene Ontology annotation, cellular component: MICOS complex. Bases 101 to 778 code for a protein of 225 amino acids.